AUGGCGACCAAUCCUACUGCGGAGCUGAAAGGCACGGUGGCUGCCACUGGCACUGAAACUCCGGAGGAUACAACAAGGCAUGUGGAUCACGGCUUCCGCGCCUGGACAGUCGUGGCCGGGGCAUGGUGCUGUCUCUUUUGUGGUUUUGGCUGGGUGAACGCCAUUGGAAUCUUCCAAGAUUAUUACCAGGUCCAUCAAUUGCGGACUUAUUCGGCGUCCAGCAUCUCGUGGAUCUUGUCUCUGGAACCGUUUAUUCUCUUUGCAGCGGGACUUGUCAUUGGAAGGGUUUUCGAUAAUUAUGGCCCCAAAUGGCUCCUCCUCAUUGGGACGUUUCUGCAUGUCUUCGGUCUCAUGAUGACCUCCAUCUCGAAGGAGUAUUAUCAGUUCAUUCUAGCUCAGGGUAUCUGCAGCCCGCUUGGCGCCAGUUUUGUCUUCUACCCCGCGCUCUCCUGCACAGCGACCUGGUUCGAUAAGCGGCGGGCCCUGGCCUUUGGGAUUGUGUCUAGCGGCUCCUCACUCGGUGGGGUCGUGUUUCCAACGAUGCUGUCUCGACUCCUGCCGCGGAUCGGAUUUGGAUGGUCCCUGCGUAUCUCGGGGUUCAUGGUCCUGGCCAUGCUGAUCAUUGCCAACCUGACCGUCCGGUCGAGAAUUGCGCCCGUCCCACGACCUGUCAAGCUUACGGAUUACAUUGGCCCCUUUUCGGAGGUGCCGUUUAUUCUGCUCAUGCUGGCUGCCUGUUGUGGGUUUUUCGCCAUGUUUGUCCCCAUCAACUAUGUUAUUGUGGAGGCGCAGGAGGAUGGCGUGGAUCGUGAAUUGGCUGGGUACUUGUUGACUAUCCUCAAUGCUGCAAGCCUUCCGGGUCGAAUCCUGCCUGGUUAUCUUGGGGACAAACUGGGCCGAUUCAAUGUCAUGAUUGCCAUGUGUGCCCUGUCCGCCGUGGUUUUGCUGGUCUUAUGGCUUCCCGGUACCCUUCUUGCCCCCGGCAGUGCAGCCAUCUACAUCGUCUUCAGCUUGCUGUAUGGAUUUGCCUCGGGGGCGUUCGUCGGCAUGGUACCUGCCCUUCUGAGCCAGAUCUCUCCCGACGUGACCAAGACUGGGGUUCGUCAGGGCGUUCUGUUCACUUGUAUCAGUAUCGCUUCGCUCACGGGGAGUCCCAUUGCUGGGGCGAUCUUGAGUCGACAGAACGGGACCUAUUGGGGCUUGCAGGUGUUUGCGGGCGCCAUGAUGGUGGGAAGUGUAUUCUUCUUUGUGGCGGCGAGAGUAGUCCUGGCCGGGUUUGCCGCUGGGAAAAAGGUAUAG
This is a messenger RNA of Aspergillus oryzae RIB40, 1299 nucleotides long. Its product is annotated as putative MFS monocarboxylate transporter (Mct). Gene Ontology annotation, molecular function: transmembrane transporter activity. Gene Ontology annotation, cellular component: fungal-type vacuole membrane. The transcript has 4 exons. Gene Ontology annotation, biological process: transmembrane transport. The coding region runs from base 1 to 1299 and encodes 432 amino acids. The record is from RefSeq and is a predicted model, not a curated record. Lineage: Eukaryota; Fungi; Ascomycota; Eurotiomycetes; Eurotiales; Aspergillaceae.